AUGGGUGGAAAUGAAGGAAUUUUAAAUUUACAAAAAAUGCAAUGUUUUGAAAAUAAAGAUAAAUUGAAAAUUGAAGUUGAAAAACAAAAAGAGGAAAUUAAAAUUUUGAAAUCGGAUAAAUUGGAAAAAGAAGGGCAAAUUAAAAUUUUGAAAGAAAAUUUGGAAGAGAAUAAAAAUGAAUUGGAUGAUUAUAAGAAUAAAAUGGUUAAAUUGGAAGAAGGACAUAUUUUGGCUUUGGAUCAACUUUCUAAAAUUAAAGAAGAAUUUGGAAAAUUAAAAGAGGAAAACGAAAAGAUUUUUGAAGAAAAAGUUGAAUUAUUAAAAGAAUUGGAAGAAAAUAAAUUAAAAAUUGGAAAAUAUGAAGAAGACAAAAAAUUGGAAUUAAUUAAUUUGGACAAAUUAAAAGAAGAAAAUGAGGGGAUUUUUAAAGGGAAAAAUAAAUUAUUGAAAGACUUGGAAGAGAGUAAAAUUAAAAUUAUGAAAAUUGAAGAAGAAAACAAGAAAUUAACCAAAAAAUUGAAGGAUUCUGAAAAUUCAAUAUUUCCACUUCGACAUGAAAUUUCGCAAAAUAAAAGGAAUUAUGAGCAAGCAAUUAAACAAAUUAAAGAUUUGGCAGAAGAUCGAGAUGGACAAAUCAAAACUUUAACUGAACGUAAUGCUGCUUAUAGUGAUGCUAAAUAUGAAGCGGAGAAAAAAGCUAAAGAACUUUUGAUAAAGAAUGAACAAUUACAAAUAGAAAAUAAAGAUUUUGUUGCAAAUAUCCAAUUAAAAGAUGAGAAAAUUCGUUCAUUUGAAAUGCAAGUCAAAGAGGUAUACAGUGGCGGAAAAUUACUUAGGGAAAAAUUUUCUCUUUGA
This is a messenger RNA of Meloidogyne enterolobii, 855 nucleotides long. The record is from the annotation of a GenBank genome assembly. Lineage: Eukaryota; Metazoa; Nematoda; Chromadorea; Rhabditida; Meloidogynidae.